Messenger RNA from Coregonus clupeaformis (lake whitefish), 2690 nucleotides. RefSeq names its product C4b-binding protein alpha chain. NCBI's taxonomy places the organism in Eukaryota, Metazoa, Chordata, Actinopteri, Salmoniformes, Salmonidae. The record is from RefSeq and is a predicted model, not a curated record. The transcript has 11 exons. Bases 454 to 1461 code for a protein of 335 amino acids.
CUGAAGAAGAAGAACCAGAAGGAAAAGAAGGAGUGGCAACAAAAACGUCGACUUGCUAUUGCUAGACAGGCAGACAGUUGGCUUUUGAAGAAAGCGUAGAGACUAUUUGAACAAUAAGUUAAGAAUUUUCUAAAUACCAUAGCAGAUAAUUAUUGGAAAUUGUUAUAGAAAGUGCCAUGCACGCAAACACGGUAGUUAACUGAUCAAGCUAACGUUAGCUAAUUAGCCAGGCUAGAUAUCUCGCAGGUUCCAUCCAUUACCAGCUAAUGUUAGUUAAGUAGCUAACGUUAACUUAGUGGUGUCUGUCUUUCCACGUCAACACAGUGUGAUUUCGACAAGUGGAUAUUGCGAGAAGUUCAUCCGUUUAGGUGGGGAACUUUACAGUACAGAACAAGCAAACAAACCAAUCCAGGAAAUCGUGUGCUGCUGCUCGUUACGGGAAAAUAAGACGUCAUGCUGCCCUCAAAAGACGUCUGUUGGUCCUUGACAAUAUGGAUGGUACACCUUGCUUUCAUGGUUGUCACUGUUAAAGCUCAAGAAUGCUCCAAACCCAUAGGAAAGCCCAACAUGGUUUUGACAAAAUCCUUCAUCACCAAAGAGACAUUUGGAGACGGAACAGAUGCUAAUUUUGAGUGUGAAAUUGGAUAUGUCCGUAAAGGAGGGUCUCGAUCAGUCACCUGUACUGCUGGCGUUUGGAGUGAAGUGAAACUGACAUGCGAAAAAAAGACAUGUGGCUCCCCGGGAGAAGUGGAGAACGGCAUUUUUAGUCUCAAUGGAGGGAUUCUGUUUGGUGCCAAAGCUUCUGUUACCUGUGACACUGGCUAUACGCUUGUGGGCAGCGGUGUAAGGAACUGUUUGGACGAAGGCUGGGAUGGCAGAGUUCCUGUAUGUGAAGUGGUGAAGUGUGGAAAGCCCCCCACCAUUGUCAAGGGUGGACCUGUUAUCCCACCUGAAGAUGAGUACAGCUAUGGAAGUGUUGUGGAAUAUAGCUGUGAGAAUGAUUACACUCUGGUUGGAACUAGAUCCAUAGCCUGUGACAAGGACGGAGAAUUCCAGCCAGCUCCACCUGAGUGUAAAAAGGUUUCAUGUCCUACUCCUUUUGUUGAGAAUGGCGUUAGGACUGAAGGUCGUCUACCCCCCUACACGCACAAGUCUUUUGUGACGUAUAAGUGCAAAGAUGGAUAUAAGAUGGAGGGAAUGGCCAGUUUGACCUGUGAAAUAGAAGGCUGGUCAGCUCCUUAUCCCAAAUGCAAAGCAACAGAUCAUGUACCUGGCCCCGCUCCUGAUCCCACUGGUCCCCCAGCGGCCAACAGCCACACUUGGGAAAUAGUAGGGGGUGUUAUAGGUGGACUUGUCGGUGUUGGUAUUAUAGGAUUUAUAAUCAACAAAUUUAAAGGACGCUCUCGAGUUGGCUACUCAGGAAAUGUGGCCACUAAUAACUCUGAAGACAGAGAGUUGUAGCACCCUUGGCCAUGUUCCAAUUCUUCUUAUUUGCCUUGAGUAAAUGCAAAGUGAGUUACACCGCAGUGCAAGAGUCUCUUGCAAUAAGGCCACUGGGCCAUGGUGUUCUAGGAGGAAACCUGCAGCUCACUAAUAUCAGGCUAAAAUGAAUCCAAGUGUAUUUGUCACAUGCACAGAAUACAGCGGGUGUAACAGUAGUAGUGAAAUGCUUAAUUGCAGCAGUGCAAUGCUUACUUCCUCAACAGUGCAGAAUACAUUUAAAGUAGCAAAACUAUCAAUAUACAAAGUAGAUGUAGCUCAGUUGGUAGAGCAUGGCAUUUGCAACGCCAGGGUUGUGGGUUCGAUUCCAGUAUAAAAAAUAAAAAUGUAUGCACUCACUAACUGUAAGUCGCUCUGGAUAAGAGCGUCUGCUAAAUGACUAAAAUGUAAUGUAAAUGUAGAUGAAUCAGUGCAUUUUGAAUGUUAGAAGAGCUCUGGAUUCUUAACUUUGCCUUAUCAAUGGAAAAGACAGUUGUACCCUCUAUUUAUGUUAUAUUAUCUUGACGGACAUUUGUACCCUGUAUUUAUGUUAUAUUAUCUUGACGGACAUUUUCCACUGCCCCUUUUAUUCCAUUGCUUGGUUGUCUCAUACUAGAUGUCUUUACAGCAGUUUUUUUCUUUUUUGUUUGAGAAUAAAUGUGAUGUAAUUUAUAAUGUAAUGCGUGAGAUCUAAUCAAGUGGUUGCUUCAUAUGAACCCAGGUUCUUAUUUAGUAGAGUACAAUGUUCAGAUUGUGUAAUGAAGAAUAUUAUUGGGGUUAGGUGAAUAUAAAAGUAGGUUUGAAUUUGCUUUUCUGAUAAAUGUAGCCUACUAAAUAAGCAGAGCAGUGUUAAACGUAAAAACAAACAAGAUGAUCACGUUUUUACUGCUUUUUACUAGGCAUGUUUUCAAAAUGGAAUGAAAAUACAUGUUCCAGAAUGUCAUCUUUCAUGAUAUCUAAGACCCAACUAUCUAACAGGAGCACUUUGAAUGAAUAAAAUGAAGUAUUAAUGUGUGUUUAAAGUAUAAUGUAGAUCUCACUACUGACUCUAUAGACUAUAAACGCUGUACUUACAUCUGUCUAACCUGUUAUAUUAUCAGUGUGGAACCAUUUUAAACAAGUAUGUUGUGGUCAGCCAGUUAAGAAAAAAAAUUUUUCUUCACGUUUGAUUAAUGUACCAAUCAAUUAAACAGCAAUCAUUUACACAUGAA